CAUUCCCGCCACGCCUUCCAAGUUUCAACCCCACCUCCUCAUCCCCAUGAAUUCCCCUUCCGCCGCCAUCACCUCUACCGCCGCCGCCACCCUCAGCCGCACACCAACCGACGAGAUCAUCUUCGAGCUACUCCCCUUAAUCCGCGUCUACAAAAGCGGCGCUGUCGAACGCCUCUGCGGCACCACCACCAUCCCCCCCUCCUCCACCACCAAACUUCAUUCCAAAGAUGUCAUCAUCAACGCCGAAACCAAUAUCACCGCCCGCCUCUACCUCCCCACCACCCCAUCCCCACCUGCCAAGCUCCCCAUUCUCCUCUACUUCCAUGGUGGCGCCUUCCUCAUCGAAUCAGCCUUCUCACCAACAUAUGACCCCCACCUCAAAAACCUAUCCCUUCACGCUCCACUCCUCGCCGUCUCAGUCAACUACCGCCUCGCUCCGGAGAAUCCCCUUCCCAACGCCUACCAAGAUGCCUGGGCAGCGUUGCAGUGGGUCUGUUCUCAAGCCGACCCCUGGAUUAAGGACCGGGGGGAUCUGGACAGGGUUUAUAUAGCAGGGGAUAGCGCCGGCGCUAACAUCGUGCAGCAGAUGGCGGUGCGAGCGGGGGCGGAGGGGGUGAAGAUCAUCAAGGGAAUGGCGUUGGUAGACCCGUACUUCUGGGGGGAGGAGCCGGUGGGGAGGGAGAGGAGGGAUGUGGGGUUUCGGGAGGAUAUGGAGCGGUUGUGGAGGUUUGUUUGUCCGGGAACGAGUGGGGUAGAUGAUCCGAGGAUAAAUCCGGUGGCCGGGGAGGGGGCGGCGAGUUUGAAAGAGUUGGGGUGUGAAAGGGUGGUGGUGGUGGUGGCGGGGCAGGAUGUGUUGUGGAGCAGAGGGAUGCUGUAUUAUGAGGAGUUGAAGACCAGCGGGUGGAGGGGUGAGGUUCAGCUUGUUGAUACGCCGGAUGCUGUGCACGAUUUUCAUAUUUUUUAUCCGGAGACUGAGGCGGCCAUGGCCGUCACUAAGAAAUUGGCGGCUUUCUUUGUCUGAUACAUCAUACAUACAUAUAUACAUACAUAUAUAUAUGUAUAGCUUAUUUUGUUCUACUCUUAGAACUUCCAUGACAUGCGGCAUUCACAUAAGAAUCAUGUUAUAACUACUUUGAAG
Phalaenopsis equestris is the source of this 1138-nucleotide messenger RNA. Its product is annotated as probable carboxylesterase 2. The coding region runs from base 47 to 1021 and encodes 324 amino acids. NCBI's taxonomy places the organism in Eukaryota, Viridiplantae, Streptophyta, Magnoliopsida, Asparagales, Orchidaceae. The transcript has a single exon. Gene Ontology annotation, molecular function: hydrolase activity. The record is from RefSeq and is a predicted model, not a curated record.